GCCCCCUGCCCCUCCGCUGCCUCCCCCCCACGUCGCCCUCGCCACAAUCCACCUCACACGCGUGACCUCCAUCGCUCGCUUGCCAAAUGCCUUAGCUGCGUGUGUUGCCUUCCCAUCACUCUGUGUCUGUGUAUAUAACGGCUCGUCUCGUGUAAAAGCUACUGCUCUAAAUGUGCUUGCUAGGAACGUGACGGUGUUAGCUAGGUAGUUUGUUCGUGUUCGUUCAUGGAGUCGAUAAUGGAGAAGCCGAUGAUGGACACGGGAGGGGGGAUGAUUGAGCGGACCAAGUCGGACCAGCUGGCGCCGCCGCCGCCGCCGUCGUCGGCGCAGUCGCUGAGCAGGACGGCGUCGGCGGAGACGGUGCUGAGCACGGCCGACGUGACGACGACGACGAGCCUGUCGCGCAAGUCCAGCUUCGGGAAGCGCUCGGCGUCCGGCGGCGCCGGCGCCGGUGGGAACAGCCACGGCUACAGCAGCAGCAACAACAACAACAGCCACAUCCGCAAGUCCCGCAGCGCGCAGCUGAAGCUCGAAAUGGAGGACCUCGUCUCCAGCGGCGCCGCCCUCAGCCGCGCCUCCAGCGCCAGCCUCGGCUUCUCCUUCACCUUCACCGGCUUCACCCCUCCUCCCCAGGACACCAUGUCCUCCGCCGAGCUCCAUCCCUUCAGCGACGACGACAACACGAUGGACAUCGAGGCCGGGACGCCGCGCAAGAAGCUGAUGACCGAGCCGACGUUGCCGAUAUAUCUCAAGUUUGCGGAGGUGAAGUACAAGGUGGCGGUGAAGGGUACGCCGAGGGAGAUCCUGAGCGGGAUAUCCGGGUCGGCGGCGCCCGGCGAGGUGCUGGCGCUGAUGGGCCCGUCGGGGAGCGGCAAGACGACGCUGCUCAGCAUCCUCGGCGGGAGGGUCGCCGGCCCCGGCGACGUCGAAGGCUGCGUCUCCUACAACGACGAGCCAUACUGCAAGUCCCUCAACCGCAGGAUUGGAUUUGUGACUCAAGAUGAUGUUCUUUUUACUCAUCUUACUGUAAAGGAGACAUUGACUUAUGCAGCACUGCUUCGUCUCCCAAGAACAAUGACGAGGCAAGAAAAGGAAGAACGAACAAUAGACAUCAUAUAUGAACUUGGCCUUGAAAGGUGCCAGGACACGAUGAUUGGUGGAUCUUUCGUCCGUGGGGUUUCAGGGGGUGAAAGGAAAAGAGUUUGCAUUGGAAAUGAGAUCAUAAUAAAUCCAUCUUUACUCUUUCUCGAUGAACCAACAUCUGGAUUGGAUUCAACUACAGCUCUCAGGAUAAUUCAACUUCUACAUGAUAUAGCUGAGGAUGGGAAGACAGUAAUAACAACAAUCCAUCAACCAUCUAGCAGAUUAUUUCAUAAGUUUGACAAGCUUAUCCUCCUGGGAAGAGGAAGUUUGCUCUAUUUUGGGAAGGCAUCUGAAGCCAUGCCCUACUUUCAGUCCAUUGGGUGCACCCCGCUCAUCGCAAUGAACCCAGCAGAAUUUCUACUGGAUCUCGCCAACGGAAACACUACUGAUGUUUCUGUUCCUUCCGAGUUAGAUGACAAGGUGCACAUGGAAAAUCAAAACCUGCAAACUAAUACCAAGAAUGACUACAAGCCAUCAGCACAAGAUGUUCAUGAGUAUCUUGUAGACGCCUAUGAGAAUCGAGUGGCAUACAAGGCGAAGAAGCAGCUUCUAGAUCCACUUCCAAUCAGUGACGAUAUGAAGACAACUAUAACAUCAUCAAAGCGAGAAUGGGGCACUAGCUGGUGGCAGCAAUAUUCCAUCCUCUUCUGUAGAGGGAUCAAAGAACGGCGACAUGAUUAUUUGAGCUGGAUGAGAAUCACCCAGGUCAUAGCAACAUCAGUUAUCUUAGGUCUACUAUGGUGGCACUCUGAUCCCUCGACACCAAAAGGUCUACAAGAUCAGGCCGGCUUACUGUUUUUCAUAGCUGUGUUUUGGGGUUUCUUUCCUGUGUUUACUGCCAUCUUCACAUUCCCACAAGAAAGGGCAAUGUUGAACAAGGAGCGUGCAGCUGACAUGUACAAGCUCAGUGCAUACUUCUUGGCCAGAACGACAAGUGAUCUGCCACUGGACCUUUUCCUUCCAGUCAUAUUUAUGGUGAUUGUCUACUUCAUGGCAGGCCUCAAAGCAACUGCCGCACAUUUCUUUCUUAGCAUGUUGACCGUCUUCCUCAGCAUCAUUGCUGCUCAGAUACGAACGAAAGAUUUCUUGUUCAGGCUUGGCAAGAAAGGUUGCAAGUUCAAUUUUGUCACUUGCUGGGAUGGUGAGAUCUUCUAUGCGCCUCCAAAUACUUGCAUUAGGAUCUCCUACAAUGGAUUGUUCAACUGAUGCAAGUUUGUUAGCAAGCUUAAGGAUACUACCUGCCAGCUCAUCUUGUUCUUCUUCUUUGUGGCUUGUUUUAUGCUUCAGAGUCUUCUUGGUAGGUGAUUUCACAGAUCUACGCUUAUGCCCUGAAUAAGUGCCAUCAGUAGUAGGACUAUUGCGAGCUAUCGUGUCAGAAUCAUGGCCACCAUCUUCCAAUGCAAAUAUGUAUUCUUCCAACUCCUUGAUGCUACCACUGCCAUCACUAUCACUGCUACCAUUUGCAUUGAACUGGUCAAUUGCUAGUGAACCAUCAGCUUUUGAACAACCAACAAAUAAUUCUUCAAAGAGGUGAAAGAAUUUGAUAGGCUUAGUCAAGUAGUUAUAUUUAGUUGUCUGCCAUGAGAAGAAACAUAGUUAGAAAUAAACAAAUUUAGCACAUUCUUGUAUGAAUUAUAACUCAGAAAUUAUUGCACAAUAAUAUAGCUUACACCAAGUUUGUUUGAAUCCUUCUCAGAUGGGUCAAUGUUAAAUUUGCAUGAUGCUGCAUCAAAACCAUAGCCACUUUUCCCUAAAGCUACACAAAUCCAACUCCAUUUUUCCUUGCAUAGCCUUAAGUGCCUGUGGACUUGGCUUUUGGUGACUCUAAUCCCAAACUUGUCUUUUAAAGCUAUAGCACAUUGCUGGUGGUGUUGUUUCUUCCACUUGAAGGUACUAGGUUUGUCUUUGCGGAGCUCUAUAUACCACUCAAGCAUGAACUGAGUAGCAUCAUCACUCCAACUGAUAUACUUCUCACGAGAGCCACCUUCCUCGCUAGUACCUUCUGUACGCUUUCCCAUACUACAUACAGUGAAAAAAUUAUAAGUUAAUAUUGCAUAUGAACAGAUGAUAGUCAGUUAAUGAAGUAAUAAGAUGAUUGGAAGAAACAUAAAUAUAUUAAUAUGAUAAUGUCUGAUACAAUAGUAUUAAUACAACAUACAAUCCUCACAACUAUUACAAAAUAUAAUAUCAUUAAUAGUCCAUGGGACUAGUAAUUCAUUCACUAGUCAAAACAUCAUGAACAUCCGCAUUGUGUCUGUCAUUCCACAUCUGCUGAGCGAUGUUAUCACGCUUGGCUGCCCACUCACGUACAUCAUCCCCUUGGUCAGAGACACGGUUGCUGCUCCUUGGUAGGCGAGCGUACCACGUCUUCUCAUCGUUGACAAAUUCAUCAGACCCAUUCUCAAGUAUCCAAUUAUGAAGAGCACAACAAGCAAUAACCACCAUUGAUUGGGCUUUCAGUGGUAUGAAUGGCUUAUUCAUAAGAAUCUUGAAACGAUUCUUCAAAGCACCAAAAGCUCGUUCAAUCGUAGUCCGAAGUGAAGAAUGACGAUAGUUGAAAAGCUCUUUAGGGCAUUUUGGGCCUUGAGGUCCAUGUGGCCCUUGAGGGCCACGGAACUCUUUUAGGUGGUACCGAACACGACGAUAAGACGGCAAUAUACCCGGCCUAGCAGCAUACCCAGCAUCAGCCAAAAAGAACUUCCCUACAAACAUGUCAUAGAGCCUAACGUCAACUUAUAGCAAGGCUAAUCAUGAAUUCUUUGAAAUGUUUAAUUACCUUCAAGUAUUUUAAGGCCAUUUGGUCGAGACAGUGCAUCUUGCAACACAAGGGAAUCAUGAGCUGACCCCUCCCAACCUGCUAGGAUAUAUAUGAACCUAAGGUCAAAGUCAACAGCAGCUAAUACAUUCUGUGUGGGGUAUGGUUUGCGGCCUCUAAACCUAUCCACCUUCUUGGCUGGCACACUUGCCCUGAUGUGUGUACCAUCUAGUGCUCCUAUACAGUCCUAUGUACAUAUCAAAGUGAAACAUUAGAGUUAAAAUAAACAAAAUGUAUUGUAA
Molecule: messenger RNA, 4200 nt
Organism: Oryza sativa Japonica Group (Japanese rice)
Lineage: Eukaryota; Viridiplantae; Streptophyta; Magnoliopsida; Poales; Poaceae
Product: ABC transporter G family member 22
Biological process (GO): transmembrane transport
Cellular component (GO): plasma membrane
Molecular function (GO): ATP hydrolysis activity; ABC-type transporter activity; ATP binding
Source: RefSeq, a predicted model, not a curated record